UAAACACUGCAGCUUUUUAAUAGGUGCAGUAAUAAAUAUGCUGCGUGCAUGUAAAAAUCGUACGAUAUGAGAUCCAGUCGGCGAAUUGAUGAAUGAAUGACUCGACUUGUGGACCGUGAUAAAGUGGAAUCACUACGAUAAAGUCAGCGAUUUUGGAACGGAUAUCAUAGUUGGAAAGGAAUAAGUAGUACUGAAUCACUCACAGUGUCCUUAUGAUUGACAGGGCUUCAACAAAGACAAUAAGGGAAAUCCCCCAGACACGCCCACUCUCGCAAGGCCACAAUCACAGAGAACAAUAGACUGCAGUAUAAUAUUCACAUCAUUGAUUGACACAGAGGUCAAGCAGAGGUCAAAGGUCAUUCAAUGAAGAUGGCACAGACGCCGGAGUAUGGAACGCCAUACACCCAAGACAAGGUCACCAAAGCCAAAGUUACACUGGAAAGCUUCUAUUCUAAUCUAUGGAUGCAGAAAGAAGAAAGGCUAACGAGACAAAAGAAGUUAGAAGAGGCAAUAUCAGGGCUGCCUGAAGAAGAUAAAAGGGAGAAAAGAACACAACAUGCUCAGAAAGAAACAGAAUUCCUCAGAUUAAAGAGGUCACGGUUAGGCUGUGAGGACUUUGAAUCGUUAAAGGUCAUAGGUCGCGGGGCCUUCGGUGAAGUGAGGCUAGUCCAAAAGAAAGACACCGGUCACAUCUACGCCAUGAAGAUAUUAAGAAAGUGUGAUAUGCAUGAGAAAGAACAGGUUGCCCAUGUACGAGCGGAGCGUGAUAUACUUGUAGAAGCCGAUAAUCCUUGGGUUGUCAAGAUGUAUUAUUCCUUCCAAGAUCCAUACAACUUAUACCUCAUAAUGGAGUUUCUUCCAGGGGGCGAUAUGAUGACGUUACUCAUGAAGCGAGAGACGUUGUCGGAGGAAGUCACUUUAUUCUACAUAGCUGAAACAAUAAUGGCAAUCAACUCUAUUCAUAAACUCAAUUUCAUUCACAGAGAUAUCAAGCCAGAUAAUCUUCUAUUAGAUGCAAGGGGGCACAUAAAACUCUCAGAUUUUGGUCUAUGUACUGGUCUCAAGAAGUCACACAGAACUGAAUUCUAUAGAGAUUUAUCACAAGCAAGACCCAGUGACUUUUCUGCUAGUUCCUGUAAACCUAUGGAUUCCAAGAGGCUAGCAGAGAGCUGGAAGAGAAACAGGAGAGCUUUGGCAUAUUCAACGGUCGGCACGCCCGACUACAUCGCCCCCGAAGUAUUCCUCCAGACGGGCUACUCCCAUGUGUGUGAUUGGUGGUCGUUAGGCGUGGUCAUGUACGAGAUGCUGAUUGGUUACCCACCCUUCUGCUCCGAAACCCCUCAGGAAACGUACAGAAAGGUCAUGCACUGGAGAGAAACGCUCCAGUUCCCGGUCGAGAUUCCAAUAUCAAACGAAGCCAAAAAUAUGAUCCAAAGAUUUUGUUGUGAAUCCGAUAAGAGAAUCGGUAAGAACGGUGUAGAGGAGAUCAAAUCCCAUGCGUUCUUUCAUGGCGUUGACUGGGAGCACAUCAGGGAACGACCGGCAGCCAUACCGAUAAAUAUCAAGAGCUUCGAAGACACAUCCAACUUCGACGAGUUCCCUGAAAUCGAACUCAAACCAAUUACACCACCACAAGCCACGGGCGAACACAUGAAAGACUGGGUCUUCAUUAACUACACAUUCAAGAGAUUUGAAGGGUUAACGCAACGAGGGAUGGGUCAACGCCAGUCAACCAGCCUCAUCAGGUGAAGACGAGUUGCCGUGGAAACAGCAAUCUUCGUCAGCCCCACCCCACCCUUCCCCUCCGUGCACCUGCAGGGCACAAUCUGAAGAGGUCACACUUAGAGAUAUUCUUUGCUUUAAUUCUCGCUACUGCAAUUUGUGUGACUAUGGCUUCACGAAACUUGCCAAAGCAAAGGCACAUCGGGUUCCAAUGCAGAUGAAGAGACUGAUAGGUUCGAAAAUCAAUUCAUAUUAGGAUUUAUUGAGGGAUUACUCAAUCCCCCUAUUUAAUAGUUAAUGAUAUUCAAUAUUGUCUCGAUACAUUUAAAGGCUACCGCACACCUUACGACGGGUCCACGAUCCGAUUUUGGAACA
Molecule: messenger RNA, 2097 nt
Organism: Lytechinus variegatus (green sea urchin)
Lineage: Eukaryota; Metazoa; Echinodermata; Echinoidea; Temnopleuroida; Toxopneustidae
Product: serine/threonine-protein kinase tricornered-like
Exons: 12
Coding region: 364-1749 (461 amino acids)
Biological process (GO): intracellular signal transduction; peptidyl-serine phosphorylation
Molecular function (GO): ATP binding; protein serine/threonine kinase activity
Source: RefSeq, a predicted model, not a curated record